Messenger RNA from Tremella mesenterica DSM 1558, 900 nucleotides. RefSeq lists its product as uncharacterized. The transcript has 8 exons. NCBI's taxonomy places the organism in Eukaryota, Fungi, Basidiomycota, Tremellomycetes, Tremellales, Tremellaceae. The record is from RefSeq and is a predicted model, not a curated record. The coding region runs from base 1 to 900 and encodes 299 amino acids.
AUGUCAUCUCCUGCUCCUGCUGUCAUCACUGCUCGUAAACGCGCCCGUCAACCCAAGCCUGAAGGUUUAGUUGCUCCUUCCUCUGCACCUGUCAACCACAAGGGUCGGAAGUGUACUGGCUUCGUAAAUACUGCUGGGGAUCCCAGCAUUAGCCAUGGUAAACUUCUUUAUGCCCAAAAGUCAAAUCAUAAGGACUACGCUUAUCCGUGUCUACCUCUCACACAUGGGACAGAUGAAGUUACCAAUGCGGUUGAGGACUUGAAAGUUGUUCUAAACAAGUUCGUGGAUGGAAGUUACGAGUGUUCUGCGACGAAGAAGCAACUAUGUGGUGAAGCUUUGUUGGAGCUCGCAGCUUUGGGCGGUGAUGUAGCAAUCGUGGGAGAUCCGUUCAUGAGGUGUUCUGGAUGUUUGAACGACACAGAAGGUGAUAAUGAAGAUGAAGUUGACGACCACGCUUGUGUAAGCCUGUUGGUCGUAUGUUACGACCCGGAUAAUGUCCUAGGGUCUUAUAGUCCACCUGUCUUUGAUUCAUUAAGAUCGAGUGGUCCGUCUCCGGUGGAGCAAAUUGAUAUUGCGACUCCUUGUUUUUAUUGUCGUGCUCAACCCAACGUGUCGUGCUCGUUUAACAUCGACACUCAUCUCGGCAAACAUCCCAAAGGUGUUGUCAAGAAGGACGCUGCCGAUCAUGUCUUGGAGAAGAGUCUUUUGGGUCGACAAAUGUUGGCAGCUUCGGGAUCGUUGAAGCCUUCAGAAAAGAAACACUUCCUGAGUGCGUGGGGGGAGUUGGAAGGAUUUGUGCGUAACAUGAAGAAAACAGGCAAAUCGAAGGCUUCCUUGUUGUCCAAGGCUCCUGAUUGGGUGACGUUUAUGUUGGAUGAGGAUGACGAGUACGAAGAUUGA